Messenger RNA from Maudiozyma barnettii, 2088 nucleotides. RefSeq names its product GTPase-activating protein GYP1 (gene GYP1). The record is from RefSeq and is a predicted model, not a curated record. Bases 1 to 2088 code for a protein of 695 amino acids. Gene Ontology annotation, biological process: activation of GTPase activity. Lineage: Eukaryota; Fungi; Ascomycota; Saccharomycetes; Saccharomycetales; Saccharomycetaceae. The transcript has a single exon. Gene Ontology annotation, molecular function: GTPase activator activity. Gene Ontology annotation, cellular component: Golgi apparatus.
AUGGGUGUGCGGUCAACUUCUCAAGAGAUUAACAGAGAGACGAAAGAGAGAAGGUCUCAUUCUAGCUCUUCCUCUACAAGUCUAGUGACAUCUCUGAUGAAAUCUUGGAGGAUCUCGUCUUCCUCUAGUUCAAGUUCAUCGAGUAAACCUUCCAACAAAUCAUCUCAAUCCUUUUCUGGAAACCCAACUACAGGGACAUAUAACGAUACAAUGAACAAUAAUCUUACUCAGACGAAUGAUGGUCAUUCCAAUCAACUUCGUAGCAGCAAUGAACAUCGACUUUAUUCUCUCUCAAGAACAAAUAGUUCCGAUGGUAAUUUUGAUGCAAUGUCAAAACAACAGAAUAGUACAACGAAAUCUAUAACGUCACCAGCUAAAACAUAUUCACCAUUGAGAUACGCAAGCCCAUCGUCUAAUCAGAUUGAAAGUCCGAGAGCAUCCCUUCUAAGACAACAGCAUAACAAACAUUCUCAUCAUAAUCAAAUAUACUACCAACAUAAUAACAAUAGUACCAUUAGUGAACAUUCAACCCAUAAGAAAUCCAGUGACAAAUAUUUCGAGGAUCUAGAUGAAGAUUGGAGUGCAGUGAUAGAUAAUUAUAAUAUGCCAAUUCCAAUGUUAACCAAUGGAGGUAAUGGAAAAUCAUCGACUUCUAAUAAUAAUAACCAACAACAUAAUGACCCCAGAAACAAUCUUUCAAGGACCUCAACAGCAUCGUCCGUAGCAACGAGUAUUACCUCAACUACAAUGACACAGGGCCAGUCCUUACAAUAUCCACAAUUACCAAACCUUAAUACUAUGGAGGCUAUAGAAUUAGAAAAAAGUCAAGAAGAGAUAGAAAAUGAACGCGAAGUACAGGAAUUAAACUCAAUAAUGCAAAGAAUAACUAAAUUUGAUAAUAUUAUCAAGGGCAAGAAUGUUAUCAACUUACAAGAACUACGGCAAUUGAGUUGGAAUGGUAUACCCAAACCUCAUAGACCCAUAGUUUGGAAAUUAUUAAUUGGUUACUUACCAGCAAACACUAGAAGACAAGAAUCUCUAUUAAAAAGGAAGAGACAGGAAUAUACAGAAGGUCUGAAGCAUACUUUUUCAGAUGAACACUCUAGGGAUAUUCCAACAUGGCAUCAGAUAGAAAUUGAUAUCCCCAGAACAAAUCCUCAUAUUCCAUUGUAUCAAUUUAAGUCUGUCCAUGACAGUCUUCAGAGAAUAUUAUACCUUUGGGCAAUCAGACACCCAGCUAGUGGUUAUGUUCAAGGUAUAAAUGAUUUAGUAACACCUUUUUUCCAAACCUUCUUAACUGAAUAUCUACCACCAUCUAAAAUUGAUACUGUGGAAGUUGUUGAUCCAGACACAUACCUGACUGAGGAUCAAAAGGAAAACUUAGAGGCAGAUACAUUUUGGUGUCUAACGAAAUUUCUGGAACAGAUCACUGACAAUUAUAUUCAUGGACAACCAGGUAUUCUAAAACAAGUAAAAAAUUUAGGUCAAUUAGUGAAAAGAAUUGAUUUUGAUCUAUAUAAACAUUUCCAAAAUGAACAUGUGGAGUUUAUUCAAUUCGCAUUUAGAUGGAUGAAUUGUUUAUUAAUGAGAGAAUUUCAGAUGGAUACCGUUAUUAGAAUGUGGGAUACAUAUCUUGCUGAGACAUCACCAGAAACUACAUCAAGUUUCGCGACCUCGAAUCAAUCGAAUUCAAGCAACGAUGGCGUAUUGUCACCACACACACCUGUUUCAAGAAAACCACCUACCUUUGGAACACCUAACAUAGACCUCGCAUCACCAGCAUCAUCAGCUAGUAGAUCAAAUAUGACUACCCAAACAAAUGCAUCUCCAGCAGGUGUAUCGUCGUCAGAUGAUUCGUCGAACAGGUUUAGUCAUACUUCACUUAAUGAAUUUCAUGUAUUUGUUUGUGCUGCUUUUUUAAUUAAAUGGAGCGAUAUGCUUUGUGAUAUGGAUUUCCAAGGUAUAAUUACAUUCCUUCAGAAUCCCCCUACCAAGGAUUGGACUGAAACAGAUAUAGAAAUGUUACUAAGUGAAGCAUAUAUUUGGCAAUCAUUAUACAAGGAUGCUACAUCACAUUGGUUAAAAUAG